AUGACACCCCCGCGCACUGCCCUUGCACGAUUAUCAGCAUCAAAAAUUCGCACCCCAUUACCCUCUGGUUUUCGAUGGCAAUCGAGUGCAGCUUCAACACACCGCCCAGCUCCUCUUGCUGGUGUUACCGUCGUCAGCCUAGAACAAGCUAUUGCCGCUCCCUUCUGCACACGCCAAUUGGCAGAUCUAGGGGCCCGUGUCAUCAAAGUUGAACGACCCGUGGUGGGCGAUUUUGCCCGCCAGUAUGACACUCGCGUCAAUGGCAUGUCCUCGCAUUUUGUAUGGACCAAUCGAUCAAAAGAGAGUCUAGCACUGGACCUCAAGGGAAAGAAUGACCAUGACGUUCUUAUGAAACUACUGGAACAAGCAGACGUGCUAGUCCAAAACUUGGCACCGGGCGCAUCGGCCCGAUUGGGGUUAUCGCACGAAGCGUUGAAAGAAAAACAUCCCUCUUUGAUCGUCUGUGACAUAUCCGGAUAUGGCCAAGACGGUCCUUAUCGCGAUAAGAAGGCGUAUGAUCUUCUCAUUCAAAGUGAAGCAGGUAUGCUCUCGGUUACCGGUACAGCCAAAGAGCCGGCAAAGGUGGGUAUCUCCAUUGCCGAUAUCUCCGCCGGCAUGUACGCCUAUAGCAACAUUCUAUCCGCACUACUACAACGAGGGAAAGAUGGACAAGGCUGUCGGAUUGAUAUCUCCAUGUUGGAGAGUAUGGUGGAGUGGAUGGGGUUUCCGAUGUAUUACACCUCUAACAACGCUCCCGGGCCAGUUCCCGCGGGCGCAUCGCAUGCAGCCAUUUACCCAUAUGGACCCUUUGAGACAGGAGACGGCCAAUCUGUCAUGCUGGGUAUUCAAAAUGAACGGGAAUGGGUCAAUUUCUGCAAUGACGUGCUCUCUCAGCCACACCUGGCCAAGGACAAUAGGUUCUCCAGUAAUUCGCUGAGGACACAGAAUCGAGAUGCGCUCAAGGAGGUCAUUCACAAUGCCUUUGCGUCAUUCACCGCGGAUCAGACGAUUUCUCUACUUGAUGGGGCGUCGAUCGCUAAUGCGAGCGUUAAUGAUAUGCAGGGCGUCUGGAAACAUGCCCAGCUUAAAGCUCGCGACCGGUGGACUGAGGUGCAAACUCCCACGGGCCCGGUAGAAGCCUUACUACCACCGGGGUCUACUAAAUCAGCGGACAAAGGUGGUUAUGGAGCUCAGAUGAGAUCCGUUCCAACGGUCGGAGAACAUAACGAGGCUAUUCUAGCCGAAUUGGGAAUAUCACGAUAG
Molecule: messenger RNA, 1263 nt
Organism: Penicillium verhagenii
Lineage: Eukaryota; Fungi; Ascomycota; Eurotiomycetes; Eurotiales; Aspergillaceae
Product: CaiB/BaiF CoA transferase family protein
Exons: 1
Coding region: 1-1263 (420 amino acids)
Molecular function (GO): catalytic activity
Source: RefSeq, a predicted model, not a curated record